CCGUUAUCUGUCUGUUCAUAAAUAAACGUUCAACGUUCAACGAUCAAACGAUCCACGCAUCAACGAAGAACUGAACACAGGUUGCUUGGCGGCCCAACAUGAAGACCCUUCUGAUUCUGUUCUGUGUUGCUGGACUGUGUAAGACAGUGCACAGUUCCUGUAUAGCAUGCAAGGCGGGCACUCCCGAGUCUUCGUGCACCGACGAAUAUAUUCCUUCGGGACCUGAAAGUAAAGCCUGUGACUCCAUUAGCAAGGAACUGUGCACGACGUACGGCAACUACGAAAUCUACUGUUCGACAUCGACAACCAAUAUCCACUGCCAGAAAGUAGGGUACUGCAGUGGUGCCAGGUUAGCGCCUGGCCCGGUCCUCAUUUCUGUCGUCCUCGCUUUUGUGAUCAAGAUCGUGCACUGAUAAACUGCUUUUGUCGCAUGAAAUGAAA
Molecule: messenger RNA, 441 nt
Organism: Haliotis rufescens (red abalone)
Lineage: Eukaryota; Metazoa; Mollusca; Gastropoda; Lepetellida; Haliotidae
Exons: 3
Coding region: 99-413 (104 amino acids)
Source: RefSeq, a predicted model, not a curated record